GUCUGAUUCUUUGCAUAAGCUUUGGUAGGCAUGGUGGACUUUCCAUUGCGAGGACCCUCGCUAUUGGCCGAAGAGUGGAGCGCACUGGUGGGACGAGUUUGCAGUGAAGGACGCGGCGGAGGGGGGGAUGCAUGCAGCGAUGUGGUGGGAGCUUCACGGUGGUCAGGAGCUGAGACUGCAGACGAUUGCGAAGAGGGUUUUGGGUAUGUGGUCCACGGCCAGUCCUUGCGAGAGGAACUGGUCCACCCACGAUUUCAUCCACAUGAAGAGGAGGAACCGCCUUUCUGCAGAGAGUGUCGAGAAGCUGGUUUUCAUUCACUGGAACUUGCAGCUCCUCAGUGCCAGCAGGAGGACGGACAGGCGGUACAUUGAUGUGUGGGAGAACCAGGUGGAGGACCCCGCGGAGGAGAUCGAUGGUGACGACAGUGUCCCCGCAGAGGUGCCAGAGGAGGAGUGGGAGGAGAUCGACAGGAGGAAUGGGAGGAAGGAGGGUCGUAAUCGAUUUGGGAAGGGGAAGGCACCGAUGGAGGAUGAGGAUGAGGAUGAGGAUGCACAGAGAGAUGAUGGAGGCGCAGCAGGAGCGGAGAGACGCAAGCCUCUACGGGGGAGGGUUGGGGGUCGGCUAGAUUUUGAGGAGCUUUUGACCAGGGAUGGCGAGACAAGCGGCACAGAGGUAGGGCAGGAGGAGGAGAGAGGUCAGCACAUUCCACAUUCGUCGAUUGUCGGAGAGGGAGGACAUACUGGGGGUGUUCCAGUUGAUGCACGUACGUCGGCUCCUACAACACCCCAUCACGCUGCUGAGAGGAUUUUGCGAGAGGCAGAGGAGGAGAUGAUUGGGAGGGAGGGUCAUCAUGCGGAUGAGAGGCUGGAGGACACACACCACGUGCGGCAGGUCGCUGAGCAGGUUGUACAUCGAGGCGGCGGUUCACAGAGCAUCACUCAGUCGGUUGUCCAGAGGUUCGUGCUACGUGGCGGGGAUGGUGAUGGACUGGUGGCGGGCGGAGGUGGAGAGCGUAGGGUCAGUGACGUCAUUCGUCCUACAAUGGUUCAGACCUCGGAGCAGAGGAUUGGUUGUGUUUCCUCAGCGCACGUGAGCCAGAGGGUGGAUGAGAGGGCGGACUCAUUACCAGCGUCUGUCGCAGAGCUUGGUGCGGAGCAGAGGGUGGAGCAGAGGGUAGAUGAGAUGGUGCAGGACAGGGCGGAGCAGAGGGCUGACCAGAGGAUUGAACACCGGAGAGAGCGGAGGGAUGGACACAACUUGGAGGUUCAGGUGGACGUUACCAUGGACGAGAGCGUAGUUCGACGGAUGGACGACAGGGGCAACGAGAGGAGGCGUGUAGCAUCUACACGCGAGAGUAUGAUCCAGAGUGAGGGUGCUCAAGUUGCUACAGAGCGGGGGGGCGGGAGGGAGAGUGAUGUUAGACUGCCGACUGCCUCAUUCUAUGGGAUUCCGCCCAUGCCCACACGCGCCACACCAUCACCCGAUGCAGCAAGUGUUCAUCUUCUCGGCAGAUCGACGACAGUUGGACAUCAUGGUGGUGGCACUUCAUCUCCCGUAGUGUCCCCUGGCAGUUCCCUACACCACCCCCCAUCGGUGACUUUACAACGCCCGGCUGCGCACGCGAGUCGAGCAUCCACUUCGUCAGCGACGGCUGCCCCUCCUGUGCGUAGUCCAUUAGGCAUGCCACCGCUCCCUGCACGACUUCCAUCAGCAAUUGUUGAUAAUGUGAAGACAAGUCGUGCAGGCAGGAAGAGGAGGAGGGAGGAUAAAGGAGACGCAUUACCACCUCCUCCACGAUCGCAGGGUGGCACAGGCAGACCUCGUGAUCGCCCGCAAGGCUCAGGAUCAGGCAGGGGUCGAGGCAGGGGUCGUGAUUCAUGGGCGAUGAGUGCAUUGGGGGCAAACGACGCGGGUGAGGACGAUGUUGGGCAGGGCACCACUACAUGCACUGAUGUGACGGUGGGUGUUCGCACGAGGUCUCAGGCCUCAAGUGGAGUUCGCAGUACGACAUCCACUCGUAUCAUUGACGACGAUUCAGAUGCCGCCUCAAGUGAUGGCCUUUCUGGUAGUGACUACGUAGAUGAGAGGGAUAGUGAGACUCGUGCCCGGGGAGAGGACUAGAGUGGACAUGACGAUAGCUCAGAUGGUAAUGGGCACGAGGAGGACUAGAGGGAUGUUCACUACUGAG
Chara braunii is the source of this 2189-nucleotide messenger RNA. The record is from the annotation of a GenBank genome assembly. Lineage: Eukaryota; Viridiplantae; Streptophyta; Charophyceae; Charales; Characeae.